UCAGUGAUCAGAGAUGGCGGGCGCCUCCGACCCCCUGGAAGAUAUGCUCUUUUCAGAGGUGGAUGAAAAAGCUGUUAGCGACUUAGUGGGCUCAUUAGAGUCACAGCUUAUUGGGCAAAGCAGCCCAGUGGGUAAAACAGACGAAAACGGAGGCGCUGGCUCUGUGGCCCCUGCUAACCAUCACUUAGGAAAAACGCUACCAGCUCCAGUGAGCACCACAACACUAGAACAACAACAACAAGGACGGCGUAAUAAACCUGAGAUGCACCAGGAGAUCAACUCUAAAGACGUUAGCCCGGAUAAAACUGUCACGUCUCCUUCAUUGGGCUGUACUCCUCCUUUUGGCGAUCCUUCCACCACUUCGGUUGCCUGUGUGAACGCCACUAGCAGCGGUUCGCAAUCACAUGGAGCAUCCAUCACAACACUGACCGCAUCUGGUGUGUCAACUUUGGCAUCUCCGCAAGACAGCAUCAGCACCGCAUCCAACCGGAGCGCUAAGGUUACCCCGGACUCAGGAGAGACGCAGACGGAGGGAAACCCACCGAGGAAACGGAUAACGACACCGAGAAGGAGCUCUUCGGCUCGGAUAAAGAGUUUUAACGGCGCAGCUGUAACGACAAGAAGGAACAGCAACGCAGCGGUGGCCGAAAACGUAAGCUCUGUGGACGCCUGUCCAACUACCCCAAACUCUACCCGACCGGUCACAUCCUCUAUCAACACUUCGACUUUUACUCUAUCUAAUGCAAGCCUGCCUGUAGGUCAGUCUGCUAUUGCUCUCGACCGUGGGACUCCUACUAUUGCUUUGCAUAGACUCCCGAGUCAUAUUGUAGCCAGUAUAGCCCAGAACGGCAACGGGACCAGUGUUACGGCCCUUGUCCAGCAGAGCGCUCGUACUGGUCCCGCCACAUCUUCAGCUCCCCACGGAGAUCACAGCACAACUGUCACGGAUUCUGGGGCUUCCAAAAUAGACGACAGUCAGUCCAAAAUUGUAAUGUCAAGCCAGUCUAGUAGUGUCAGUUCUGUAAUAAACACUGUGUCCUCUGCUUCCUCUGUUGUCACACCAGCAACAACUACAGCAGCAGCUGCUACAACUACAACCGCAACGCAACCUCUGAGUUGUGCUACAUCUGCUGCGUGUGUUACAGGGAUGACAACUACUUCUGUAUGUGGAACUGUUCAGACCACAUCAGUGACUACUACCAUUAGUAUGGUUAGGCCCACAGCUCCCUCUCCAACACCUGCUGUGGCCACUUCUGCACAGUCUCAACCCCGUCCUGGACUUACAUCACCUCAAAGGAUUGUAGCCCCCCAGCUGAUUGUCAGACCGCCUCAACAGCAGACAACCAUUCAGCUGCCCCCUGGGUUCACUAUCCCACCUGGGAUGGUGUUGGUACGUACGGAGUUAGGCCAGUUGGUAAUGGUUCCUCAGCAGGCUUUAGCUCAAGCCCAAGCUCAGGCUCAAGCCCAGGCCCAGAAUAACAUCGCUCCACGACCUGCAACCCCCACCACAGGGACAUCCUUCAGAGUAACAACUCCACAGCAGUCUCCUGUGACCUCUCAGACCAGCAGGCAGUGUCCUUUGACCCCGGCCAAGAUGGCAUCAUCUCCCUCUCCCACUCCUUCCAGCCCUGCCCUCCAGACCUCUUCCUCCUCUUCUUCCUCCUCCUCCUCCUCCUCCUCCUGUCCUGCACUCCGCCCUAAGGGCCCCGUGGCACCGGCCGUGGCAGUGACGGUUCCUCAGCAGGCCCCCGUGGUUACAGCCCCCCAGGCCCCGGCCCAGCCUGCCUCCCAGCCAGUGCAGCCUGCGCAGACUGGCAUCGCAGCGGCCCCCGGAGGUCCUGUCGUGUCCCAGGAAAUGCAAGAGAACGUGAAGAAGUGUAAGAAUUUCUUGGCCACACUUAUCAAACUGGCCUCCCACAACUCUCCUUCCCCUGAAACGUCCAAAAACGUUAAGGCUCUGGUCCAGGAUCUGCUGGAUGCCAAGAUUGAACCAGAGGAGUUCACCAGUCGGCUGCAAACUGAGCUCAAGUCAUCUCCGCAGCCUUACCUGGUGCCUUUCCUCAAGAAGAGCCUCCCGGCCCUGAGGCUGUCUUUGCUGAAUAGUCAGCAGUCCCUGACCCAGCCCCCGCAGCAGGGAGUCAAACCACUGCCCUGUGGCACACCUCCUGCCAUCGUGGCUGGGCCAGCUGUCCGCAUCCGCCACCCUAACAGCGUCAGCACCACUGUGGGUGCCAGCACACUGCCCUCUGGGACGCUCGGACAUUCAGCUGCUGUGGGUCUCAAGACAGGAGGUGUUGUCGGUGGCCAGGUCCGGAUGCCCGUGGUGAUAACGCAGUCCAUCAGAGCACAGGGCACAAUGGGAAAGGGAGCCAUCAUCCAAGCAGGCAAAACCCCCGUUGGCCUGCCUGUUCAGAUCUCUGGGAAUCAGAAAAACAAGCUCAACGACCCUGGAGGAGGCUCUUUCAGAGACGAUGAUGACAUCAAUGAUGUGGCCUCCAUGGCCGGGGUGAACCUGAACGAAGAGAGCGCAAGAAUACUCGCAACCAACUCUGAGCUAGUAGGAACGCAGAUCCGCUCAUGUAAAGACGAGGCCUUUCUCCAUCCAGGGCUGCUACACCGACGAAUUCUAGAAACUGCAAAGAAGUUUGGAGUGACAGAGGUCCCCAUGGAGGCCGUCACAUUCAUCUCACAUGCUGCACAAUCACGACUUCGGACUGUGGUAGAAAAUGUUUCUGUCAUUGCACAGCACCGACUGGACUCCUGUAAGGACGACGAGUGCUACGAGCAGUCUGCAGACGUCCGCUCGCAGCUUCGCUUCUUCGAGCAACUCGAGAGAAUGGAGAAGCAGAGGAAGGACGAGCAGGAGAGAGAGAUCCUUUUGAAAGCAGCUAAAAGUCGCUCCAGGCAAGAGGACCCAGAGCAAGCUCGACUGAAACAGAAAGCUAAGGAGAUGCAACAACAGGAGCUGGCUCAGAUGAGGCAGCGAGAUGCCAACCUCACAGCACUAGCUGCCAUUGGACCCCGAAAAAAACGUAAAGUGGAUUCACCGCCAUCAGGGACCGAGGUUUCCAGCAGCACGGCUGGCUCCCCGGCCAGCUCCUCUGUCCCGUCCACCUCAUCUCGCCAAUACACACGGCAGCGCAUCACUCGCGUCAACCUCAGGGACUUAAUAUUCUUCAUGGAGCAGGACAGAGAGACCGCCCAUUCCCUUCUCCUUUACCGUGCUCUGCUCAAGUAGCCUCUGCUCUGCUCAGCGCCCACCUCAACCUCCUCCUCCGCCUCCUUCUUCCCAGCCACGUGCCUUCAGAUCAGGUCUAAUGUGUCAGCUCUGUGUCUCCACUUUCCAUGUACUGUAGUGAUGUUUGAUGUAGCUUUGAUUAACAAGAAAGAGAGCGGGAUUGAAAAAGUAUAAAAAUCAAAUUGUUAUUUCAAUGUGCUCUCUGUUUAGCUUCAAGGUGUGUAGAUAGAGCCUCAGUUUAAAGGCCAUAUUGUGUUCAUUGUGUUGGAUUUGUCAGAGGAAGGAUGUCUUUAUAUCACAGGUCUUGAUUCCAGACUUGAUGCUGGGUAGCUGGGAAGCUUCUGCCAACAGUUUGACAUUGUUGGCAGAAGUUUCAAUAAAUAAAAUAGGAAUUACAUUUACUAGAGUAAAUACAGUGAUGUGAAAAAGUGUUUGCCCCUUCCAGAUUUCUUAUUCUGUUUGCAUGUUUGUCACACUUACAUUUUUCAGCUCAUCAAACAAAUUGAAAUAUUAAUCAAAGACAAAACCAUUGAACACAAAAUGCAGUUUUUAAUGAUGUUUUUUAUUAAGGUAAAACAAAAUCCAAACUACGGUAAAUGGCCCUGUGUGGAAAAAGUGGAAAACACACCAGCAAGUCCACCUCUGAAUGGCUGAAGAAAAACAGUGAAGAGUUUGAAGUGGCCUAGUCAAAGUCUUGACCAGAAUCCUAUUGAGAUGCUGUCACAUGACCUUUAAAAAGGCGGCUCAUCCUGGAAAACCCUCCAAAGUGGCUGAAUUAUAACAAUUCUGCAAAGUUGAGUGGCUCAAAAUUCCUCCACUGUAAAAGACUCAUUUCAAGUCAUUGCAAAUUCUUGAUUGCAGUUGUUGCUGCUAAGGGUGGCCCAACCAGUUAUUAGGGUUAGAGGGCAAUCACUUUUCACACAGGGCCAUGUUGGUUUGGAUUUUUUCUCCCUCAAUAGUAAAAACCUUCAUUUAAAAACUGGAUUUUGCAUUUACUUCUAUCGUGUUUGACUAAUAUUUAUAUUUAUGUGAUUAUGUGAAACAUUUAAGUGUGACAAACAUGCACAAAAAUAAGAAAUCAGGAAGGAGACAAACACUUUUUCACUCCACUGUAUUUUCACAUCUUGAUGCAGUCUCCAGUUUUCUCCACAAGCUGUUUGUUGAACUUAGUUCAGUGAAUGUAGUUUAGUUAAACUUGAUCGAUGAGACUUUACGGAUUUCUUCAUCGACACUUAAUCUUGAAACAGAUUCCAAAUAACAGCAUCAUCUUACAUCUCCCUACUGUACGUGUAAAUAGUUCUAUUUGAAUUAUUUUACAGCAUGUAUAUUUUAUAUCACAUGUAAGCUUUGUAUGAAAAGGAGUGAUUCAUGUGUUAAUAUAAUGAAACAACUUGAUGUUUUGUAAAAUCUUGUACUUUCAAAGAGUCAAGUUUAGGCAGUUUUCUGUAGAUUAUUGUUAUAAGGCAGAUUCCCUCUCAUCCCCUCCGUCAAGGCCAUUUAACAGAACUGCGGCUGGCAUGUGACACUCGCCUCUGAUUGGUCACCCUUGUUGAGUGAGUCAGUAUUUUUCUCUUGAACAGACAUAAUGUGAACAUUAGUUUUAUAAUUAGUUGUUUGGAGUUUGUGUCCUGCAGUAUCCCAACCACACGCUGGUUAGAAAAGGUAAGAUUUGUUCAUGUUCAAAGUGAGGAGAGUAAAAAGAGACAUUACUUUAUCUUCCACCCUUAUCGUCUGUAUCAUGUGUAAAUCACUGAUGGUUAAAAUAAGGAGAAAAAACACUUUUACUAGUCUACUGAUUACGACUACCACCCAGAGUUUCAUGAUGACUAAAUAACAAAGGUUAUUCAUGAAGCGUUGUGGUGCAGAGCACUUGUUUUUUUUUUUUUUUUUUGUUUGUUUGUUUGUUUUGGGUUUUUUUUUUUUUUACCUAAAAUUAAAAAAAAAAAAAAAACUGUAAAAUUUUCUGGAAACUAUAGAAAGAAGCAUCUCAACUAUUUGCACCAAAACUCAUUCCGCUUUUUUUCUCCCAUUUUGUUCCGAGUCUUUUUGUGUAUCGUCUUGGUCUCUACUUCGACUUAUUUUUAAUUUUUUUCAUUUUUCUAAAAUAUUUUUUAUAAAUCCUUAUUGUAUUAUGUAACAUCAUCCAUCGUGUUUUUUGUUUUAUUUAACUAAAUUUCUUGGCCUCUAUGCAGCUUUUCUCUUCAUAUUGAAAUUUAUUUAAAUAUGGGUGGCAUUUGAAACAAUUGUUGUGCAUUGUAUAUUUUGACAGCACUUUUUUAAAUAUCUAUUUUACCCAAAACUAACAGCUAUCGCUGUAUUAUAGCAAAAAAAAAAAAAAAGAAGAAAAAAAAAAAAAAGAAAGUCUUUUAACAAAAUUGCCAAUUUCUGUCAAAAUACACUUAUUUUUCAUAAUUAAUAUAUUUCUUUUUUUGGGAUUGGCUUUUAUGCUUAACACAUUUUCAUAGAUUUUAUCUCUAAAAUACCAUGUUUUAGAAAUAAGCACAACAAUAACUGUUAUGGUUAUUUAAAGUGAUUUUGUUAAUGAUUUUUAUGGUUUCUGGUGACUUCACAGGAGGACAUUUCUACUACUACUACAGCUUUUUAGCCAAAAUACUAGGACAAUAUUCCUGAUGUAAAAAAGAUGGGGGAAGUAACAUUUCAGUGUGAGGAUGAUUGUAAAUAUUGUUUACAAAACUAUGUGUUUAUUAGAACCACGUUAUUUUUGGUAAACUCUUGUACAUAUCUGGAAAAUUUCCUGUUUGUGUGAAAGAAUCAAGACUUACUUAUUUGUACCUAUUUUGUAAAGGAAUAAAUAAGCUGUUUACUAAACUGA
Molecule: messenger RNA, 6071 nt
Organism: Melanotaenia boesemani (Boeseman's rainbowfish)
Lineage: Eukaryota; Metazoa; Chordata; Actinopteri; Atheriniformes; Melanotaeniidae
Product: transcription initiation factor TFIID subunit 4-like
Exons: 15
Coding region: 14-3238 (1074 amino acids)
Biological process (GO): transcription initiation at RNA polymerase II promoter; DNA-templated transcription
Cellular component (GO): transcription factor TFIID complex
Molecular function (GO): DNA binding; RNA polymerase II general transcription initiation factor activity; protein heterodimerization activity
Source: RefSeq, a predicted model, not a curated record